This is a messenger RNA of Purpureocillium takamizusanense, 1113 nucleotides long. RefSeq lists its product as uncharacterized. Bases 101 to 763 code for a protein of 220 amino acids. The record is from RefSeq and is a predicted model, not a curated record. Lineage: Eukaryota; Fungi; Ascomycota; Sordariomycetes; Hypocreales; Ophiocordycipitaceae. Gene Ontology annotation, molecular function: catalytic activity. The transcript has a single exon.
CUCAACUUCAUCAGUUCUGCUGGCCGUUCCCACGAUCCCUCAAAGUUGACAGUUUUACACUGACCGCUAUCAAACAAGCCAACUGAACAUCUAACCCAUCAUGUCGAGCCAGGCCGAGAUCGUCAAGCUGCUCUCCACCCUCCUCUCCGUCGUGGAGACCUCCAUCGUCCCGCUGACUCGGAAGGGCGUUUCAUCCGGCUCCAAGCUCUUCGGCGCUGCAAUCCUCUCCCGGGCCGAGGACCUCAAACCGCUCACUGUUGCAACCAACAAUGAGCGCGUCUCACCCCUGCUCCAUGGCGAGAUCAACUGCAUCCAGCAGUUCUUCACCGCCGACUUCCCCGACCCGGCGACCCGGCCCGAUCCGCGCCGCGACUGCAUCUUCUUCGCAACCCACGAACCGUGCAGUCUGUGCCUCAGCGGCAUCGCGUGGUCUGGAUUCAGCGACUUCUACUAUCUCUUCACGUAUGAGGACAGCCGCGACUUGUUCGCCAUCCCAUACGACAUUGAGAUCCUCGAGGAAGUAUUCAGGGUGAAGGGCGCGGAGACGGACCAUCAGUUACAGCAACGGGCCUUGUACAACAAGAAUAACAAAUUCUUCAGAGGCAGGUCACUUGCCGACUUGGUAGCGCUCCUGGACGAUGAGGCGCAGAGGACACACUGGACUGGCGAGAUUCAAAGAGUCAAGGCGCUGUACAACUCUCUGAGCGAGACCUACCAAGAGGGGAAGAAGCUGGGGGCGACGAGCUCUAGCAUUUGGAAGUAGUGGCACCGUGAGUAUCGGUUGAGUUUUCUCCUGUGGCAGGUAGCGACCCAUAUACCCAGACUGCCGUUGUCUCCUCACCUGAACUGGGCCCGUUUCAUAUACGUGAAUGUGGCAGAGUAGAGGCAUCCCAACCACUCUGGUCCCUUCGUCCUUGCUUUACUUGUUCUGACCUUUAUAUGGAGGCUAUGGCGAGGUAUAUGUGCCAUCCAAGCGGAUUACUCCAUCACGCGCCCUAUGGCUAGCUCGAGCCAACUCCAUGAACUCGACAUUGUGCUGGGAACGGCGACAUUCUCAACCCACGCCCCAGGACUCCGACAAGCCGAACGCUUUCACGAACUGAACAAUUCGCA